AAGUUCAAGGGGGUGAAUACUUUUGCAAGCCACUGUAGACAGUAAGGACCUGUGGGAUGCUUGUGAUAUGAUAGUCAUACUCCUGUUACGAUGCCUGGGAAAGGUCUUGUUGAUUGCACAUGGCCACUUAUCAAUAUAAUGUAUUAGCCUAAACAAAUUCAAAAAAUGACUAACCAAAUGUAAUUGUGUUUCGUGACACAUCAAUGUUGUAACCACAUCUUCAAUCAAUGUUAAAAUCAAUGUUGGUCUUCACUGGCAAAAAAACCCCAAAACACUUAUACUGUAUACCACUGUGAGCGGGCAGGCGAUCGCUGGAGUCAAGAAACACAAAAACCCUAAUACUACUCUAGAAGUUAUUAUCGCCUGAGCCAUAUAUCACGUCUGACUGACGAAAUCAUCUGGCAGCAGGUAUCGUGGAGAUCAGGUCUGAACAGCAGGCGCUGAUUGCCAACCUGCCAACCAAUGCAUCUUAUCAAGCAUGACAGAAAAGCAAAAUCAAGCACCAAAACACAAAGAAAUCCACCACAGAAUGAGAUUGUGACAUGUAACCCUGUAACAGUAGUGGUAUGUCGAUGCAGCAGUGAUGUGUAUGAAUGAAAACAUGCCAGUCGUAGUUUAUAGGCAGAAAUAUAGCCAUAUUACGUGACUAUCAUAUCACAAGCAUCCCUCGUGUCCUUACGAUCUGUAAGGAUACAUCCCAACAACAUAACAUUCAACAGAAAUUCAUAAUUUAAUUUGGCAUUGGUCAAUAAAGACUUAUUAAAUGUAUACAUUUACAGCAGAGCUUAAAACCAGCCCAGUGGCAUGACAUUUGCAUAUUCAUCAGGGGGUGGUACUCAGGUGACAAAUGACCAAACUGUCCUCUGAUGUAAGCAGUGAUGGCGUCCCAAAUGGAGCUCCUCUUUGGAGUUCUGCAGGACCUGGGGAAUGAGGAACUCAAGCAUUUCCAGUGGUUCCUGAAGCAAGCUGGCAUUGUUGAAGGCUUCCCAGCUAUCCUAAAGAGCCAACUGGAAGAGGCCGACAGGCAGGACACAGUGGAUCUCAUGGUGCAGACAUAUAGUCCUGCUGGAGCUCUGCAGAUCACAGUGGAAGUUCUGAAGAAGAUCAGUAGGAAUGACUUAGUGGAAUGUCUUUCCAAAUAUGGAUCUGAACCGAAAGACAAUGCCACCGAUGUUGGAAAGACCUCUGGGAACUCACAAGGUUUUUGCAUUCAACAGUCACAGGCUGUUCCUCCUCACCCUCCGAUCCCUGGUGCUCAGGCUGAAGAUUUGUUGGUGCGAAGACCAAACCCUCCAGUACCCAUCACAUCAUACCAACGUAUGCUCCAGUCAAACCUCCAGAACAAAUUUAUGUGUAUUCCAGAGGGGUCAUCAAAGCUGAAGGACAAGAAGCUUCUGUGUGAUAUCUACACAAAGCUCUACAUCACUGGCAGGAAUGGUGAGGAUCUCAACAGGCAGCACGAGGUUAACCACAUCGAGAUGACAUCAAGAAGACCAGAAGGAACUGAGAGAUCAAUUCAGCACAAUGACAUUUUCAAACACCCUUCUGGAGAGAACACACCUGUGAGAACGGUUCUGACCACUGGGAUUGCAGGAAUCGGCAAAACGUUCCUCGUUUACAAAUUCAUCCUGGACUGGGCUGAAGGACGAGCCAAUCAAGACGUGCAUCUCACAUUCCCCUUCACCUUCCGCCAGCUGAAUUUACUGAGGGGGAGAAGGUUUCGUUUUGCUGAGCUCGUUCACAAAUGUAUCAGGGAAAGUCGAGAUAUCAGAGAGGAGGCUCUUGAUUACAUCUUCACUAAACUACAGGCCUCCGGAAACACCAACUAUGACAAAAGCAAAUUUAAGCUUCUGUUUGUGCUUGAUGGGCUGGAUGAAAGCCGCCUUCAGCUCGACUUCAGUGACAAGGAAGAAUGUUCUGUUGAUGAGCCACUGUUGGUGAAUGAGCUGCUGGCAUUGCUCAUCAAGGGGAAACUGCUCCCCUCUGCUCGCCUCUGGAUAACCACACGGCCAGCAGCAGCCAAUCAGAUCCCUCUUGACUUUGUUGACAUCGUGACCGAGGUGAGAGGGUUCACUGAUCCACAGAAGGAGGAGUACUUCAGGAAAAGAUUCAGAGAUGAGGAGGUGGCCGAAAGAAUCAUCUGCCACAUCAAGACGUCGCAGAGCCUCCACAUCAUGUGCCACAUCCCAGUCUUCUGCUGGAUCACUGCCACAGUUCUGAAGCAAAUGUUAGGAGAAGGUGAAAGAAACGAAAUUCCUCAAACUCUGACUGAGAUGUAUACAAAAUUCCUUGUGUUUCAGCUCAAGCAGACAGCAGUGAAGUAUGACACAGAUAAGAACAUCAAGAUUAUCCAGGCACUUGCAAAGCUUGCUUUUCACCAGUUAGAGGGAGGUAAUCUGAUUUUCUAUGAGAAAGACCUGAAGAACAGCGGCAUUCAUCUUUGUGAGGCAUCAGUGUACUCUGGGGUGUUCACCGAGAUCUUUAAAGAAGAAGAUGGACUGACUGAAGACAAAAUGUUUUGCUUUGUGCAUCUGAGCAUUCAUGAGUUUAUGGCUGCUGUUUUUGUCAUCCUGUCACUCUUUAAUGAUAAAGAGGAUGUCAUGGCAGGGCCGCAAACACCUCUCCAACAUCUCAAGAUGCUUUUUAGGAGAGCAUCUGCAACAAAGGUCUAUGAGAAGGCUGUGGACAAGGCCUUACAGAGUCGAAAUGGACACCUGGACUUGUUUCUCCGCUUCCUCCUGGGCCUUUCGUUGAAAUCCAAUCAGGAUCUCUUACAAGGUCUGCUGAACGAACCGAGGAGCAGCACAGAAACCAAUAAGAAAGUAGUGCAGUACAUCAAAGAGAAGAUCAGGCUGAAUCCGUCGCCAGAGAGAUGCAUCAACCUCUUCCACUGUCUCAGCGAAAUGAAGGACCAUUCCCUAGUGGAGGAGAUCCAGCAUUACCUGAGAGCAGGAAGCCUCUCCACAGCCAAUCUGUCUCCUGCUCAGUGGUCAGCCCUGGUCUUUGUGCUACUGUCAUCUCAACAAGAGCGAGAUGUGUUCGACCUAAAGAAAUACUCAAAGUCAGAUGAGGUUCUUCUGAGGAUGCUGCCACUGGUUAAAGCCUCAACAACUGCACUACUGGACCAAUGUGAGCUCUCAUACCGGUCUUGUGAAGCUUUGGCUUCAGUCGUCAGCUCCCAGUCCUCCAGUCUGAGAGAACUGGACCUCAGUAACAACAACCUGCAGGAUUCAGGAGUGAAGUUGCUCUCAGCUGGACUGGAGAAUCCACAAUGUUGUCUGGAAAUUCUAAGGUUGUCUGGCUGUCAGGUCACGGAGGACGGCUGCGCUUCUUUGGCCUCAGCCCUGAGAUCCAACAGCUCCCACCUGAAAGAGCUGGAGCCAUGCAAACAAUUAUAUACCACACAAAAAUACUCUGAGCUGACAGAGGCCUGCUGUCACAAUGUGGGACAAUAUUACCGUCUGAGAGAGCUGGACCUGAGUAGGAACAACCUGCAGGAUUCAGGACUAGCGCUGCUCUCUUCUGGACUGGAGAGUCCACACUGUAGACUGGAAUCUCUUGGGCUCAGUUUCUGUAACCUUUCGAUCAGAGGCUGUGCAUGUCUGGCCGAUGUGCUCAAGUUCUCCAGUCUAAUCAAACUGGACCUGAGUGACAACGACCUGCAGAGCUCAGGAGUGCAGCUGCUGUCUGUUGGACUACAAAAUCCAUACUGUAGACUGGAAACGCUGAGGUUGUCAGGCUGUCAAGUCACAGAGGAAGGCUGUGCCUCUCUGGCCUCAGCUCUGAGCUCCAAUCCCUCCCAUCUGAGAGAGCUGGACCUGAGCUACAAUCAUCCAGGAGACUCAGGAGUGAAGCUGCUUUCUGCCAAACUUGAGGAUCCACAGUGCAGACUGGACACUCUCAGUGUUGACCAUUGUGGAGAGUUCAGGAUCAUUCCUGGGCCUCGGAAAUAUGCCUGUGAACUCACUCUAGACCCAAACACAGCAAAGAAAACCUUCAUCCUGUCUGAAGGUGACAGACAGGCCAUAAUGUUAAGAUUUGAGCAGCCAUAUCCCGAUCACCCAGACAGAUUUGAAUACAGACACCAGGUUCUGUGUAAAAAUGGUCUGACUGGACGCUGUUACUGGGAGGUGGUUUUCAAAGGAAUGGCUUCUGUGGGAGUGACAUACAGAGGAAUUGGCAGGAAAGGUCGGGAGGAUGACUCUUUGCUUGGCUGGAAUGAUAAGUCCUGGUGCUACGACUGCAACAAGAGCAUUGUCUGGCACAACGGAAAGGGCACAGCCACAUCUGCAGAACGCUACCGCGGUUCCUACAGAGUAGGAGUGUAUCUGGACUGGCCUGCUGGCACUCUCUCCUUCUACAGAGUCUCCUCUGACACACUGACCCACCUUCACACCUUCCACUGCACAUUCACUGAACCUCUCUAUCCUGCGUUCAGGGUUCUCGGCACUUAUUCGUCUGCAUUAUUGUACACGUUUGUGUGACUGUCCAGGUUGUUUCAUACAACGCAAACUACAAAAAUAUCGUGACGUGUAUAUUUUGAAAUUUUUGGUGCCCCAAGUUGUGUCUAAUUGAAGUGUUGUUUUGGUAGAACAGCUGAAGAAAGCACACAAAAACUACAGAGUUUUUGUUGUUGUUGUUGUUGUUGUUUUUAAAAAAAUAAAGAUAAAGAAAUUAGUAAUGACUAAAUGGCACAAAUGAGCAAAAUUUACUGAAAUUAUUACAUAGUUUUCAUUCCAUGUUUUCUCAGAUGGAAAACAAAUUAAGAACAUAUAAAGACUAUUUUGGCAAAACAUUUUACCCCCACCAGUCUUCAUGUCCUACACACAGGAGAGAAAAUAAUGUAGAUUAGACUUAGAUGAUUGAUAAUAGAAAAGCAACAAACUCUCAGAUUUAAGAAUCUGGAACUGUGAAACCAUUUUUAAUUUAUUUAUUAUUAUUAUUAUUUUUUUUUUUACCAUUUUUGUAUGAAGUUUGAAUUAUGUGAUUAACCAGUUGUUAGAAGUAGUUGUUCAUUAAUAUCCUAUCCAUAUUGAUCAAUAGACUUAUCUAUAAUUUCAUAUUGGGUUGGAUAGUUUAAUCUAAAAAUGUGCUUCAUGUUUUAUAAGAUCAUCAUAUGUUCUCUCUGUAAAAUCUUAAUUUGCAAAGUAACUAGCUACUGCAGCUAUGUGGUGCGGUAGAAAGCUACUCUGAAAUGAAUGGCCAUCAAAGUAAAAGGUGAUUGUCUCCUGUAUUAAAUUGUGGUCUGGAAAAUAAAUGAGCAGGCUGUGUGUAUGUGCAUAAUACAUGCAUUCCUUAUGCUCUUUUUAACGGUCAUGUGGAGACAUUUAUGAAAGGCAGUUUUGAUGCUUUAAAACUUGAUUUCUUUAUUUUUCUUUUUCUUUUUUUUUUAAAUGAAAUAAAAAUUAUCUAUGAGGAGGAAACACAAAUGUUAACGAUGUAUAAUUUUUAUUUAUUUAAUGCACUGGCAUGAAGACCUGUGUCUGUAAACUUGUUAUCAAAUCUACGUUAAAGAGUGUUAAAGCUGGCAUCGCAUGCAUGAGGAACUAAUACAAAAAGUUCAGUUUAAGUGUUGAAGAUGUUGUCAAAAUUUAUACAAUCCUGCCAUCUAGUGGUGAAACAAAACAGGUGCAGAUUUUGGGUCAAGGCUUGCCUCUUAAAAUCUGGCCUCAGUGGGCUGGGUGAGGUAUAAAACUUCUAACAAAUAUUCUUUAAAACUGUUAACAAGAUCAAUUAGUUCAGGAUUUGAGUUAUGCUUUCUUUUCUUUUCUUUUUUUUCUUCUUCUUUUUUUUCUUUUUUUUAGGUCUGACUGUUACAAUGCAAACUCUGUUUAUGUCAUUCAAACUGUUUGUUUUAUUGUUCAUGGAUUUCUACAUAAGAACACAGAAAACAUAGAAGUCGACCUAAAAUACAUUUUUCAUUAGAAAGUUAUAAAAUUGGAAGAAUUAUUGUCUGACAUCACAACAUAAUAUAAUGAUUCCGACAUGUAUUUGAAUUAUUGAUACUGAUGUAUGUUAUGUGAAAAUAGGGAAGAAUAACACAUCUUUGGACUGUAAUCAUGCUGAAUCCAUCAUGGAUUCAGUUGCAUUAAUCCAUCCUUGUGAUGUUUAUGAAAUAUUUAGCAUUUGAGAAUGCAUCUCCUGCCUCUGUUUAUGUAUCACUGCCAUCUGCUGGUGACUGACAACAGGCUCAGGAAACUCCCUCAACACUUGGAAAUUCCAAAUUUCAUCUGGAAACCAAGACCAAGUUGUAACAAGCUUUUGGUGGGAAAUGUGUCAGAAUCACAAUGAUUUUGCAUUACUCUGAUAUAUUCAGAUGUGCAUGGCAUUUGAAACAUUAGCCAUUAGUCAUAAAGUUUGCUGCCUUGAUCUGGUGCUGACUUCCUCCGAGCACCAGACAGACUGUCCACAGUAUGUGAAGUGGUUUAACUUCUUCCCUCAUCUCUUAUUUUACCUCACUUCAUUCAAGCUAUUCAGUGAUACUGAGGCGGUCUUUACCAGCAUUAGGCAAAGUAGAGACCUGCCAGGGGCCCUCAGCUCAAAGUGCCCCCAAACAGCUUUAGAUACGAAAAAUUAAAAUCUCAUUAUGAUAUUUUAAGCCACUGUACAAAGAAAUAGCUUACAUACAUGCAACUUGGCUCUGCAUAUGUGCGCUUCUACUUAAGAAUGAAGCAGCAUAUUAUAUUUCCCUGUCAUAUAAAUAUUACUGUUUAUGCUGCAGAUUAAGAUUUUACCCACAAAAUAUAACAAUUUGAAUAUGAUGCGUUAUUAUUCAUUAAAGUUGCAGCUUUAUAUUAGAAUUGAAAUCUUCAACUUGAAAAGAAGUUAAUUUUAGUACAAUGUGUUGAUAAUACAUAUCGUCUUCACUCUUAACUUUAUGUAAAUAUGUGACUACAUGAGUGUUACUGUGCAGUUUUAGUAGUUUUACUAUUAUCAGUUUAUAGUUUUACCACAGAAAAAUAUGUGUUGAGUACUUCUUUUUAGGGAAUGUUUGUCAGGAGCCACCCAAAUCACUUUAUCUGCUCCCGGUGAUACUGACAGGUCACCUUGUGGCUGCAGUGCUGCUGUUGACCACCAGAUGGGGCUUGGGAGCCAGUUUAACGUCUCCUCUACUGUGAUUCUACCCUGCAUCAUAACAAGCACAAUUCACAUAUAAAAUGGACACUAAGACACCACCACUGUCACCAGUGGCAGUUACAGUACUCGUACCACUAUUACCACUACUAUAGUACUGUACUCUUACUCUCGCACUGGUAAAUGACUCGUCCUGCCAUGCCUUGACUGAGUCUUUUUGUUUGAAUGCUGUGAUAAGCACACAAACAUAACAUGCCUUGGAGGUGUACUGAGGUGUGUGAAGACUUACAUAAGUGAAUGUGUGUGGGAAGCUCUGCUCUGAGGUAAUAAAGGCAGAGAAAACACUGAGCACUAAAUAACUGCUGGAAGUGUUGAACAUCACGGUCUGGUGGUAUUUAACAGUAUCACAGGAUCAGCAGGGGAUUGUGUUAAGGCUGUACUAUAACUCCUCUUUAAAUAGGUAAGAAAUGCUUUUAUUUUAUUCCAUACUCGAGACAUACAAUAUGAUACAUUUGUAAAAUGUUAUGUAUAUUUGGAUUUACUUCCACAGUGAUUCUCAGUGGGAGAAGAAAUGGCUGUAAUGUGACAUAAAAUACAGUUAAUGCACAGUCAUCAGUUGACAUGAUGUUUUGUUGUGUAUGGAACCUGCUGAACACUAUUUUGUCAUUGGCUGGAUAAUGUACUUUUCUGGGUACAUGCUAACAAUUGACAAUAAAAUGUCUUGUAACUAU
Messenger RNA from Acanthopagrus latus (yellowfin seabream), 7805 nucleotides. RefSeq names its product NACHT, LRR and PYD domains-containing protein 12-like. Gene Ontology annotation, molecular function: protein binding. Bases 879 to 4484 code for a protein of 1201 amino acids. NCBI's taxonomy places the organism in Eukaryota, Metazoa, Chordata, Actinopteri, Spariformes, Sparidae. The record is from RefSeq and is a predicted model, not a curated record. The transcript has 10 exons.